AUGAUUUUUAGUUCUUGGAAUAUUAGGGGGUUGAAGGGGGUUGGUAAACUAAGUAUGAUUAAGAAUUUUCGGAGAAAGUUUAAUGUGCAUAUGCUAGGCUUGAUAGAGACUAAGACAGAGAUGGUGACAAAUUUUGAUAUAGCGCAACUGUGGGGAAAUGGCGCAGUUAAAUGGGAGUUAGUUGGUUCGGUUGGUGCUGCGGGGGGACUGGUAUUAAUGUGGGACGACAUGGUAUUUCAGAUGAACAACUGUUAUAAAGGGGCUCGCUGGAUAUGCUUGGAAGGUGUGCUGCUAAAAACUAACUUUUCCUGUGCUUUCUGUCUAGUUUAUGGGCCACAUGAAAGGGCGGAAAAACUCAUUAUGUGGGAAGAGUUGAGCUUCCUAUCUGGGUUAUGCCAAGUAUCGUUCUGUUAUAUGGGGGAUUUUAACGAGGUAACUCAUGUAGAAGAGAGAAAGGGUGCUACCUCUUUAACAGUGUCCGCAGAAGAGUUUAAAUCGUGGAUACAGGAUAUGGAGUUAGUGGACUUGGCAAUAACUGAUCGCUUAUUCACCUGGUUCAGAGGGCAAUCAUGUAGCCGUAUUGAUAGGGGACUGGUUAGUUUAGAGUGGCUAGAAGAGUUUCCUGAUACAAGACUGAGAGGGGGACCUAGAGGGUUAUCAGACCAUUGCCCAAUGAUCUUGGAGGUUACCCGGAUUAGCGGGGGACCAAGACCGUUUUGGAGCUUGGAUUCGUGGUUUACCCAUGAUGGGUUCUUGAGAAUGGUGAAGGAGGAGUGGAGGAACUUGGGGGAGGGACAGUUCAUUGAUAAACUAAAGGCUCUGACGACUCCGCUGAGCAGAUGGCAUAGAGCCAAUUUUGGGAAUAUGAACCAAAGGAUUACACAGCUGGAAGAUGAAAUUAAGAAAGUAGAUGACAUGGUAAGUACUGGCAUGGCUGAUGGGACUAUUGAAGCAAGAAGGAGAGCGUUGGUAAGCUUCUGUAGAAAAUGGUAUAUCAGGAAGGAGCUUCAUUGGAAGCAAAUGUCCAGAUCUCGGCACGUGAAGGAAAUGGAUAAAAAUACCCGCUACUUCCACAAUCUAGCCUCAGCACGAAGAAGGUCGAAUAUGAUUGAUUCCUUAAUGGUUAAUGGGAGGUUGAUAAGGAACCAGGCGAGGAUCAAGACGGCUAUUCGAGACUUCUAUAAGGGGUUGUACCACCAGGAGACAUCGCCAGUGAUUGGGUUCAGGGACGGGCUUGUAAAGCAGAUCAACGAGGAAGAGGCACUGGAGCUAGAGAUGAUGCCAACUGUUGAAGAAAUAAAGGAGGCAGUGUGA
Messenger RNA from Arachis ipaensis, 1314 nucleotides. Lineage: Eukaryota; Viridiplantae; Streptophyta; Magnoliopsida; Fabales; Fabaceae. The record is from RefSeq and is a predicted model, not a curated record.